Molecule: messenger RNA, 957 nt
Organism: Aspergillus pseudotamarii
Lineage: Eukaryota; Fungi; Ascomycota; Eurotiomycetes; Eurotiales; Aspergillaceae
Product: cytochrome c oxidase subunit VIa
Exons: 5
Coding region: 185-607 (140 amino acids)
Biological process (GO): mitochondrial electron transport, cytochrome c to oxygen
Cellular component (GO): mitochondrial inner membrane
Molecular function (GO): enzyme regulator activity
Source: RefSeq, a predicted model, not a curated record
CGGCAUCAUACCCGAGUGACACGUGAUCAAUCCUGGGGUGACAUCACGCGGUGCUGACUAACAACGACAGCGAAUCACGGGGCCGCUAAACCUCGUCAACCGGAAGGCCCGACGUCCGUAUAAUCCCACCGUCUGUUCAAACGCAGACGACGUUCCACCUUCGACCUGUCAGGCCGCAACCACCAUGUUCCCUCAACGCAACAUUCUUCGUCUGGCUCAGCGCUCUGCGCAGCAGCAGCGUUCCGCUCCGGUUCGCUCCACCAUUCAGCGCCGGUUCAACAGCACUGACUCCAAGCUUCCCUGGAUGGUCGACAACGAAUUCAACCGUGAGAGAGCGGCUGUCAAGCACCACGCUGCUUCUACCAGUGAUCUCUGGCGCAAGCUCUCCAUCUAUGCCGUUAUUCCUUGCCUCAUCCUUGGCUCCCUCAAUGCUUACAACCUCUGGGAAGAGCACUGGGAGCACUGGGAGCACAUGCCUCCCCUUGAGGAGCGUGUGGAAUACCCAUACCAGAAUAUCCGUGUGAAGAACUUCCCCUGGGGAGAUGGUGACAAGACCAUCUUCUGGAACGACAGCGUCAACUACCACAACAAGGAUAAGGCUACCUAAACCUUUGACGGACGGCGUUACAGCCUUCAAUCGGCGGUUCUCGGAACCUAUAGCGAGGAAAGAAGUGUAUAUUUACUGCAGUGAGCAGAUGAUUGAACGGGGAGUGGUGGGAUCUGUUGACAAAUGAAGAGUUUUACCAUAGUGCAGGUGUUGACUUAGUCUUUCUUGUUAGAAAUCGAAGAUGUGUAUCAUUUGGCUUUUCAGGUCGCCUGGAAAGUAAACUUAAGCCCUCCGAACUAGGACCUCAUCACCUUUCAGUACUACCGAGCCGCUGCAAAUCCAGGUACUUUGCUGCAUAGUCAUUCGCAAGGACCAAAUCACCGGUCAAGUGCAUCACUGUAGCCUUUUUU